Ziziphus jujuba (common jujube) is the source of this 804-nucleotide messenger RNA. Its product is annotated as UDP-glycosyltransferase 73C10. The record is from RefSeq and is a predicted model, not a curated record. Lineage: Eukaryota; Viridiplantae; Streptophyta; Magnoliopsida; Rosales; Rhamnaceae. The coding region runs from base 1 to 804 and encodes 267 amino acids. The transcript has a single exon.
AUGGCAACCCAACGACAGAAACAGCUUCACUUUGUGUUGAUACCCUUAAUGAUCCAAGGCCACCUUAUUCCCAUGGUAGACAUUGCCAGAUUACUUGCACAGAGUAAUGUGAUGGUCACCAUUGUCACUACUCCUCUCAAUGCCCUCCGCUUCGAUGCAAUCAUUUAUCGUGAUAUUCAAUCGGGCCUUCCAUUGCAUGUUGUGCAGCUUGAGUUUCCUCAUGCUCAGACUGGUUUACCGGAAGGAUGUGAAAGCAUAGACACUCUUCCCUCGCCUAAAUUCAUAACCAGUUUCAUGAAAGCUCUGAGCUUGCUUCAACACCCAUUUGAACAGCUUUUUCAAGAGCUCAAACCCACUCCAACCUGCAUUGUAUCCGACAGAGAUGUCCUGUGGGCUGCCGAGUCUGCCCGAAAGUUAAAAGUUCCAAGAAUUUCUUUUGACGGGGCGUGUUGUUUUGCUCGUUUGUGCUCUCAGAAUUUGCAAGCAUCCAAGGUCUAUGAAACCGUCUCUGAAACAGAGACCUUUGUGGUUCCUGGACUGCCUCAUCGUAUAGAACUCACUAGAGCACAAAUAUUUGGAGUUUUCAGCGAAGAUUCAAACCCACAUUUGGAAGACAUUAAAGAAAAAAUACAGGAAGCUGAAAAAGAAGCGUAUGGAGUGGUGGUUAAUAGCUUCGAGGAGUUGGAAGCAGAGUAUGUAGAAGGAUAUAAGAAGGUAACAAAGAGAAAAGUAUGGUGCAUUGGACCAGUGUCAUUGUGCAACAUGGACAACUUGGAGAAGGCUCAGAGAGGCAACAAGUACUAA